AUCAGCAAGAGGCCUGGCAACAUCAAUCAGUUUGAGUUUGGUUGCAAAAAAAAAAGAGAAAAUUGACCCAAAUUCUGAGAAAACCUAAAUCGUUUUCCCCGCACCACUAGCCAAAUUCAGAGUUCAUCAUUCGUUUGUGAUAGUUUGAAAAAGCCAAACAUGACGCGCUUUUGGCCAAUGAUUUUUCUCUGGGCUCGCUCUUCUACAGGAAUUUUCUCGACUGUCUUAAGUGAAAAUGGUUGGGAAAACUGGAAAAGCCGCGAACGUAUUCGUCCGUGGUCACUAGUUCUGCAUGCCUCCUCUGAUAUUGAAAUUAGAAAAUCGAAAGCUCCUUUUAAGAAACAAGUUCUUGAAUCUCGUCAUCGGGCUUCGUUCCGAGAUUACGCCAUCAGGCAGUACGAAAAUCGACUGAGAUUGUACUCGCAUCCGUCGAAGAUUUUCAGGUAUUUUGCCACCAUCAAAAUGAAAAACAAGUCUGGAAAAUACGAGUCGUAUAUGACACCCUCCGAUUUCCUGCGAUCAAUUCAGCCGGGGGCCAGGCAGCCAGAGAACUUGGGCCUGGAUAGGUUCCACAGUCUCGAUGGGAAGGCGGCCAGCAAGUGGCAGCCAUCCGACAGUGGGGACAGCAUUUUCCUAAAGUUUGAGAAACGUGGCCUGCUAACCUACAGCGACUAUUUGCUCCUGACCAUCCUGCUUUCCAUACCAGAGCGAAAUGUUCGCAUUGGCUUCAAACUUUUCGACCUAAACGGCGACGGCAAUGUGAGCAUCGAUGAAUUGGAGCACGUCCUGGUGGCAAUCACCCAGGGUGAAGCAUCCAUGCUGAACUCCCAUCUGAAGAACCACCUUUUCGGGUCGCAAAACAGUAGAACGCUAAGUAUCUGUGAGUUUCUGGAGUUCCUUCACGAGUUGCACACAGAGGUCCACAGGCUGCAGUUUAAGAGCUUGCUUAAGGAAUCCAGAUCUGUGAUCUCCGAAGUGGACUUUGCCAAAGUAGUGCUGGGCCUCAGAAAUUCACGCAGCAAACGACGCGAAGCACUGAAGCGUGUGAAGACAAAGUUUGGUCAUUUGAAUGAAGGUAUUACGGAAAAAGAGUUUCUGGACUUCUUCCGUUUUGUACAGGAUAUAAAUGCUAUGGACAAUGCACUCGCCUUCUAUUAUUUUACCGGAGCGGAUAUCUCGAGAAACACGCUGCGAAACAUCUCGCGUGUGGUGUCCGGCGUAAAACUGUCCGACCAUCUCACAGAUGUCAUCUUCUCCAUCUUCGAUCACGAUUGCGACAAUAUUAUACAGCGAAAGGACUUUAACCGUAUGCGACGCCAGUGGAUGUACCCCGUUCCCCAGCGAAAAAAUCUGAGGCUCUCAUCCGCUUUUUGCAUUUUGUGCAAGUGCACCUGGAAAACACUGCCAUGGUGGAAGUCUAUAAGACAGUCCCCGGAAUUCACACAUUUCUGGUGACGGUCCUUUAGGCAUGAGCGCUUUUAGCUCACUGACAGCAUACACGGAUGAAAAUUUGUUAAAAUAUAAAUUAGAGAUGGCUUC
This is a messenger RNA of Drosophila gunungcola (fruit fly), 1539 nucleotides long. Its product is annotated as calcium uptake protein 1 homolog, mitochondrial. Gene Ontology annotation, biological process: calcium import into the mitochondrion; mitochondrial calcium ion homeostasis. The transcript is spliced from 2 exons. Bases 160 to 1455 code for a protein of 431 amino acids. Gene Ontology annotation, cellular component: uniplex complex. Gene Ontology annotation, molecular function: calcium ion binding. The record is from RefSeq and is a predicted model, not a curated record. Lineage: Eukaryota; Metazoa; Arthropoda; Insecta; Diptera; Drosophilidae.